CAUUCAUUCAUUUAAUUCCAUUGCCCCGCCAACGCCAACGCCUCCGCUGCCGGACCCCCCCAAUCCACCUCCAUUUUUAACAACUUUAAUUCCUCCCUCCUGCCUAACAUGGCCGCCGCUCCUGCUUCAAAAUUACUACCAAAUAUUUGCUUAACCCUUUUCCUUUCUCUAAUUCUUCUCCUCCUUUUCUCUCUCAUUUUAGCCUUCACUGUUUUCAAGCCCAAACAGCCUAUCAUCGUCGUCGAUUCAGUUUCUCUGCUCGAUCUAAACGUUUCUAUAACCGACGGCGUCCAUCUUAGUUUAUCGCUCAAUGUGGAUCUAACCGUCCAGAAUCCCAAUAAAGUGGGCUUUGAAUACUCUGAAAGCACGGCCGUUGUGAUUUACAGAGGUGAAAAGGUGGGAGAAGCGCCGAUUCCAGGUGGACGUUUACCGGGGAAAGGAACGGAGAAAAUGAACCUAACGUUAACCAUAAUGGGGGACCGGAUGCUGGGGAAGUCGGAGGUGUUUUCCGAUGUGGUUUCGGGUCAACUUCCGAUAAGUACCUUCGCUCGGUUACCUGGAAAAGUGAAGGUGAUGAAUGUUCUGAAGAUUCAUGUUGUGGCGUCGACGUCUUGUGAUCUCAUAAUUGAUGUUAAGAACGAAAGUUUUGGAGAUCAACUAUGCCAAUACCGGACUACGCUUUGAGAUCAAUUUCAGUUAGGCUUAAAAUUUGGUCCAUAAAACUUUGCAUCCAAUGCAUCUGUUUUUGGUCCUCAUGUACAAAUUCAUCAACUCUUUAACACAAUUAUUGGAAUGAUGCUUUA
This is a messenger RNA of Cucumis sativus (cucumber), 803 nucleotides long. RefSeq lists its product as uncharacterized. NCBI's taxonomy places the organism in Eukaryota, Viridiplantae, Streptophyta, Magnoliopsida, Cucurbitales, Cucurbitaceae. Bases 109 to 684 code for a protein of 191 amino acids. The transcript has a single exon. Gene Ontology annotation, cellular component: plasma membrane. The record is from RefSeq and is a predicted model, not a curated record.